CCUUUCGCGAACUCAAGGCCAUCUCACUCUCUUUCGAUUGAGGGAUCUCUCUCUCUUGAAGAAGCGCUCGCCGCCUUUUGUCUCUCUCGCUAUCGCUCAUUGUUUAGCUGUAUCGAUCUCUCACAAACCCUUAUUUCGCAUGGGAGAUCGACGAUUAUCCCUCAGGUAUCCUAAUUUCUAGGGUUUCUCUUUGUUUCUAGGGUUUUGAUUCUGAACCCUAUUUUUCUGAUCUUCUAUAAUCCGAGGGAAUUUGGAGCUGAAUAACGCGAAAAUCGAAGGUCUGCAAGUAAUUCCUUCACUGCUUUCUUGUAUCAUUUGAAUCUCGUUUUGUUUUUGGAUUUAGUUUGUUUGGAUUUAGGGUUUGGCCUUGUAAUUUCUUGUUUUUUUUUUUUAUUCUAGUAAAAAAAAUUUGGGGGAAUUUUUGUGCGAUUGAUUUGGCGAUUUUGGGUCAGGGUUUUACAGUGGUUGAAUUGGGAUUGGUAUCUUAUUUUUUGUGGAGUUAUAUUUCUUUUUAUAUAUAGAUAUAAUUAAAUAUGGCGGCUGGGAGGCAUGGGGGUUAUCGCGAAAACGAGUUCAGAGACCACGAGUCCAACUUUGAAUUGUCAAGGAGGGAUUUUUCUAAUGCCAAGGAAGAGUAUGAUCGAAUUAGGAACACUAAUGGUGUACGGGACAUUGAAAGGGGCCGAGUUCAGGAUGUAAGAGAUAGGGGUAGGAUUAGACAGAAGGAUAUUAAGGAGAGGGAAGUGAUGAAUGGUGGGUAUAGAUCAGCUUCAAGUAAGAGUGAUUCGGGCAGCAGCGGAGGUGGUGGUAGUGGUGUUGUUCGCGGGCCCAAGCGAUGUGGGUUUGUGGCCAGGGCCGUUGAUAGGGAACCGGGUGAGUUGUCAAGUGAGUCUGACGAUGCUAUUGAAUCUGAAUCGCAGGUAAAGGAUCCCAAUGUUUCGAAGGCGAUGGAUAAUGGGGUUCAAUCACCACCUCCCGAGAGGAAGAGGAAGUUUUCGCCUAUAAUCUGGGAUAGAGAUGACAAGGAAGUCAAUAAUUCUAGAAGUAGGCUGUCAACAACAGUGACAGCUCUUCCUCCUCCCCCGGCAUUGCCUAAGGGAUACCGUCGGUCACCUAAUGUUGUUCCAGAUGCUAGUGUGCAACUAUCUCCGGUUAACAAUAGUAAAGAUGAGAAUUUGCUGCGAUCUGCAUUGCCAUUUAAGCCUCCUUUGGGACCUGGGUCAGGGGGGCAUGUUGUGGCGGAGUCUCCAGUAGAGUUGUCUCCUGGAUCACCAAAGCAGCGGUGGGUUAAUAAUGAUCAGGAAGCAGAGCAGCUGGAAGAUGAUGAUUAUGUUCCUACCCGGAAUAUAUCAUCUUCAAGAUGGGCAGCUGGGAAUAACUCUCCCAUUGACGAAGGUGAAAUUGUAGAUGAUGAGGAAGUUCAUAAAAGGAGAAGGAAAUUGCCUCCAGCGGAGUCAUUGGGGGCCAGGGUGCUCAACAAGUCUUUGAGUCCAGAGCUGGGGGAGCUCAAGAGAGAAGGCUCUGAAAGAUCUAGAGCUAAAUCAUCUGAAUCUGAUGAACUAGUCACCCGUGGUAGGUCUUUGAGUCAGGAUGAUAACGCCGGUGGUGAUUCAGAAAAGGAUGACUACAUGGAGACUGAUGAUGAACGUGAUAAAAAUUGUAGUAGUGGUAGCCGGUCAGAUACUGAUUCAGGGGAUGAAGAUGAUUCUCGCCAGACACCAGAACCAGAACCUGCAGCGCCUCCACAAAGAAGCUUAAACAUGCUUCAGGGUUGUAGAAGUGUUGAUGAGUUUGAGAGACUUAACAGAAUAGAUGAAGGCACUUAUGGUGUUGUAUAUAGAGCCAAAGACAAGAAGACUGAGGACAUUGUGGCUUUGAAGAAGGUAAAAAUGGAGAAGGAAAAAGAAGGUUUUCCAUUGACUUCUCUGAGGGAAAUAAACAUUCUUCUUUCUCUUCAUCACCCAUCAAUUGUAGAUGUUAAAGAAGUGGUAGUGGGGAGUAGCCUAGAUAGUAUCUUUAUGGUGAUGGAGUACAUGGAACAUGAUCUGAAAGGACUCAUGGAGACAAUGAAGCAGCCAUUUAGUCAGAGUGAAGUGAAAUGCCUAAUGCUCCAGCUUUUGGAGGGUGUUAAGUAUCUUCAUGGUAACUGGGUGCUUCAUCGGGAUUUGAAGACAUCGAAUCUGCUUAUGAAUAAUCGGGGGGAGUUGAAGAUUUGUGACUUUGGGUUGGCUCGUCAAUAUGGGAGUCCAUUGAAACCAUAUACUCAUUUGGUGGUAACCCUUUGGUACAGGGCGCCUGAACUCCUAUUGGGAGCAAAACAAUAUUCCACAGCAAUUGACAUGUGGUCGCUGGGUUGCAUCAUGGCUGAAUUACUAUCAAAGGAACCACUAUUCAAUGGGAAAACUGAAUUUGACCAACUUGACAAGAUUUUUAGGAUUCUUGGCACACCAAAUGAGGCGAUUUGGCCUGGGUUCUCCAAGUUGCCUGGGGUCAAGAUCAACUUUGUCAAGCAUCAGUAUAACCUAUUGCGUAAGAAAUUCCCAGCUACAUCAUUCACUGGAUCUCCUGUUCUCUCUGAUUCUGGAUUUGACUUGUUGAACAAACUUCUAACUUAUGACCCUGAGAAACGAAUUACAGCUGAAGCUGCUCUUAAUCAUGAAUGGUUCCGUGAGGUUCCUCUUCCCAAGUCAAAAGAGUUUAUGCCUACUUUUCCUGCGCAACAUGCUCAAGACAGGCGUAUGCGGAGAAUAAUGAAGAGUCCUGAUCCUUUGGAAGAGCAGCGUAGAAAGGAGUUGCAAGGGAAUUUGGGCACUGGUGGUGUGCUUGGCUAAGGGUAACAAAUCUGCAUAGUGGCCUGAUCUCCAUGAUUUUGGUUUGCACAAAACUGACUAGUGACAUGGUUGAGGUGAGAGACGUGCAUUGAAACGAAGUUACAAAUACUGUUUGUCGGAAGAUCAUUCGUGCUGUUUUUUAGCAGGCACUAUUUGUCAGUGAUUUGGGCGGAGACUUGUAUUAUUUGCCUCUUGCUGUCAACCGGAUUUAUUGCAGGUUAACUAUGUUCUCCAGCUUUGCCUCAUCGUUGCUUGCACUGCAAGGUGUGGCAUAAUUGGCUUUCCUCUAGAAAAAAAAAGAAAAAAAAGUUUCAGUUGAAACUUGUGUAUGUAACAUAUCUAUCCUCUUUGGUACAUUGUAAACAGUUCUUUUUAAAUUUGGUUUUGAAGAUUAGAGCAGUAUGGAUUUUCUGCCAACUAUCAGUUCUACCUUUUUUUUUUAAUUGUCACAUUGUGUUUGCAAGAGACGGUUGGUUGGUGUGAAGUGGAGGGGAUGCUCUUUGCUUUCCAUUGACGAAGAAACUGAGAGUAACCAUAAUACUUAUGAAGUCUCAAAGCAAGCAGGUUGAGGAGGUUACCUGUUACUCUGGAAUUUAUAGAACUUCAAUUAGGUGUCCCUUCUGGCUUCCUGAAGAGGUGUCCUUUCUGUAUAAUUGAUAGGCACGGCUGGAAGCAGUGGGCUUCCUGGAGAUGGGGAAAAUAAUGGAAGUGUCCACUUUCCAUUCACUAUACAAAUAAAGGAGAUUCAGUUGGUAUAAGCCGAGAAAAAUGUAUGUUACAUUUAUUGUAAUGGUUGUUCACAAUGAGGUCAAACAGGAUCUUGGCUGGGAAGCUUUGCCCCUGUCUGCGGCUCAUUUUGCUCAUACAUUUGGUGGAGGCCUGGUAGCAGUUGCUCCAUUUGAUCCUAUCAGCCUGUCUGGUCGGUGAUGUUAAAGCAUUAGUGUUAACGAGCAUGUUACUUAUUUGGUAGACUGUUUGAAUUUAGACAUCUAGAAUCUAUCCCGGUGAGUGUAAAGUUUAUCGUGGUGACCGUUGUAAGUAUUUCAGGCAACCAACCGGAGAAAAAAAAAGUGCUACUCUUACAA
Messenger RNA from Alnus glutinosa, 3916 nucleotides. RefSeq names its product cyclin-dependent kinase G-2. The coding region runs from base 534 to 2831 and encodes 765 amino acids. Gene Ontology annotation, biological process: protein phosphorylation; regulation of mitotic cell cycle. Lineage: Eukaryota; Viridiplantae; Streptophyta; Magnoliopsida; Fagales; Betulaceae. Gene Ontology annotation, molecular function: cyclin-dependent protein serine/threonine kinase activity; ATP binding. Gene Ontology annotation, cellular component: nucleus. The record is from RefSeq and is a predicted model, not a curated record. The transcript is spliced from 8 exons.